Neolamprologus brichardi is the source of this 1561-nucleotide messenger RNA. NCBI's taxonomy places the organism in Eukaryota, Metazoa, Chordata, Actinopteri, Cichliformes, Cichlidae. The record is from RefSeq and is a predicted model, not a curated record.
GUAAACAUGAAAGUCUCCAUUCCAGCUUCAGGACCUGCCAGUGUCACUGUUUUUCCAAAGCAGAAAGGUCAGUCAGAGGUGAGCAUCAGCAGUGUGGAGUCUGAACCGUCUGGCUAUUACUACCAGGGUGUGUGGCGAGCACUAGGUGGCACUACCGUUCAUCAGUUCAACACUUCCUCGGCCAUCACUCAGUGUCUGAAAGGAAAGCAGGUCCAUAUGUAUGGAGACUCCACAAUGAGGCAGUGGUUUGAGUACCUUGAUGCAGCACUACCAGAUCUAAAGGAAUUUAACCUGCAUAGCCACAAAUCAAUUGGACCUUUAACGGCCCUGGACCAUGCGAAUAACAUCUUUGUAAGGUACCGCACCCAUGGUCCUCCUCUACGUACUGUCAAUGUCCCAUCCAUGGAGCUGCAUUAUAUUGCCAAUGAGCUGGACAAUGUGCUUGGAGGCAGUAACACUGUAGUAGUUUUUGGCAUCUGAGCACACUUUGACAAUUUCCCUAUUGGGUUCUACAUCCGUCGACUGAUGACCAUCCGCGGUGCAGUGGUACGGCUACUGUCCAGGGCUCCAGGCACAGUGGUUGUCAUUCGGACUGGAAAUCCCAAACCUUAUACACUUCUUGGCGCAUUUGUUAACAGCGACUGGUCCACUUUUCAGCGGCUAAAGGCACUCAAGGCUAUAUUCAAAGGAUUGAAUGUCCAUCUGGUGGAUGCCUGGGAGAUGGUUCUGGCCCACCACCUGCCACACCUCAUGCACCCACAACCUCCAAUUAUCAAGAACAUGAUUAAUGUUCUGUUGUCCUACAUAUGUUCUCCAAAGGGUGGAUAGAUGUGUUUCAGUACUCCAUCUAUAAACAUAUUCAAUCCUCAUCUAAUCUGUCUUCUUCACUCUUCACAGUGCAGUUUAUGAAGACUGCUCCUGUUUUCACAGUUCCACUGUGAUGUCAACUCUUGGCUUCUCCUUAGACUUCAAUUGGGGCUUUUUUUAUUAGUGCUUUUAUAUUUACUGAGGGAAAAACCAAAACAAUUCUGUUAUCCCUUUUGUAUUUUCUGUUUCUUUCAGUAUUCAUAAUAUCAAAUCAAAAUCCAUUUAAAUAAGCCAGUUUUACUUUUUAGUUAUUACACCAAACAUAAAAUAGUAACGUGAGGGGGUAAAAAUGAAUGAAAUUGAAAAUGUGUUUCCAUUGUGCUGGUCGACCAAUUACAUCACUUGGAUUUGGUGCUUCACUGAAUGACAUUUUUUCCUUUUUAUGGGCCUCGUUGUCAGUGGGAAGAGAGGCCAGUAAAGAAGCGGACCAAAGUUAUCCUCCAAAUCUGUGUCACAGCUUAUCGAUCGAUUUGUUGAGACUUGACUUGAGUGUGAAGUAGUUUUUCCUUUCUUCUUGCAUUGUGCUUGCUAAUUUGUGUCUGAAAGGUGGAAAGGGAAAAUGUCAUGUGACUAGGUGGUGUAUGAAUUAUUUGGAGAGGUUGUUCAGAGUUGAUUAUUUGUUGUUGUUUUUUUAACAUCAUUUUCAUAAUAUACAGAUAGAUGCCUAUUAUUGUUUCACUAGCUUGCCAAUUAU